UAUCUUGUUAUUAAUAAAUUUUCAUUUUGUUAACAGACAAAUUAACAAUACCAAAACCUAUUAUCAGUAAGGACUGUGAAAACGAUGGCAUUUGUGAAAGCGUUGGAAAUUACCCAACGAAAUUAAUUGAAGAAUUGCUUAGAAAGAUCCAAAAUGAAAGUGCUAUUUUUAAUUACGACGAAUCGCCAUUACCGAAUAUACAUUCAAGAAUGUUUUCUGACAACGCAGAACCAAUGAGUUUGUGUAGCACAAAACCUCGGUCAAUUCCAGUUCAAGGGGCAAAAGACAAGAAUGGCAAUUGGCGAUUUAUCAUAAAUGAUUUGAAAAAUCCCAUCCAAGUAUUUCGUGCAGAAAUUUGUAGAAACCCUUUGGGUCCUUGUUCCGAAAACAUUGCCUUUGAGCCAGGUUACUAUGGAGCAUGCCUGCAAAAAGUAGUAUUUCGUGAAAUGUUUUAUUUAAAAGAAGAAAUAAACGAAAUUGGUCAAGAUUACUUCGAGGUUCCAACCUGUUGUUCUUGUAGUCUUAUACGAAAAGAUAAUUACAAGUAAAUGUUUUAGAUUGUAAAACUAUAAAUUUAACUUCACUUUUAUGUUUAUAUGAAUUUAGCCGAGCUCUUUCUAUUAAAGAGCUCGGUUAAAUAAAAGGAAAUUGGUCUGAUCAAAA
Messenger RNA from Danaus plexippus (monarch butterfly), 663 nucleotides. Its product is annotated as protein spaetzle 5-like. Gene Ontology annotation, molecular function: growth factor activity; Toll binding. Gene Ontology annotation, cellular component: extracellular region. Gene Ontology annotation, biological process: central nervous system formation; regulation of Toll signaling pathway; innate immune response. Bases 210 to 548 code for a protein of 112 amino acids. The transcript has 4 exons. The record is from RefSeq and is a predicted model, not a curated record. Lineage: Eukaryota; Metazoa; Arthropoda; Insecta; Lepidoptera; Nymphalidae.